Molecule: messenger RNA, 3714 nt
Organism: Petromyzon marinus (sea lamprey)
Lineage: Eukaryota; Metazoa; Chordata; Hyperoartia; Petromyzontiformes; Petromyzontidae
Gene: SWT1
Product: SWT1 RNA endoribonuclease homolog
Cellular component (GO): nucleus
Source: RefSeq, a predicted model, not a curated record
GGGUACGACGGACACCUCCCUCGACGCUCGUGGCAAGCGGGAGUUUCACAACAUCAUGGAGACAAGCAAGCUGGGAUCUGACAGCCCCGAAACCUUCACUCCUCCCGACGGGACAAAAAAUCGGCGUCAAUCCCGCAAACGCAAAGCCAGAGAUGACGACGACGAUGACGACGACAACAAUCGGGAGGAUGGUGGUGGCGAGCUUGCCAUGCCCGGCACCUCGUGGCACGGGCCGUGGACCUCUUCACGCGUCAACUCCAAGACGAGUGUCCCCGCCAAACCUGAUCGACGGCAGCAGAAGCCGGCGGAUGAACCGCCCGUGAAAAGGCGCGCCGUCGGCAAACCCAACGCACCGGCGACGACGACCCGGCCACCCUCGGCUUCGUUGACGGUGGCGGUUUCAGCCAAGAAGGGGGAGAAGUUGACGGCGUCUAGCAGUCCGGGUGGAGUCCUAACGCGCGCCGCGGCGGCGGGACUGCUGGAGCGUCGCCCGGAGCGUGUCCGUCGGUUCGAGGCGAGCGCCAACGAGCGCGGUAGCGCUGUGAGACCCGCGGAACCGCGCGGCGUGGCCAGGCGGGAUUCGCAGGGCUCGCCACGCGACGGCCAGGGCAAGGCCGAAGAAGCGGCGAGCUCGAGGGCAACGGGAGGCGAGCGGACGGGGCUCGCCUUGAAGUGCAAGUCGGCCCGGGAGGUGAGUAGAAGCAAAUUGGCAGAGAACGUGCAGAGCUCCGGGCGAGGGUCCGGCAAGAAAGAAGGAGCGGUACCAAGCGCCGUGAAACCGUCUCGUCGUGCGGAACUUGAGCGCGACGACGAUGGCGGCGAUGUCGGGGAAGGUUCUGGAAAGGGUUGGUCGUUUUCGUGGAACCGGGUUCGGCCGCUGGGCGCGGAGGGACGCAGGCCGGCGGCACGGCCCGCAUCCAAGGGAGGGGCAAAACCCGCGGCCGCUCGGCGGGGGACGUCAGAGGCGGAGUGCCGUCUCAAGGUUCCCGCGAAGAAGCGGGCGCCGUCUGUCACGAGCAAACGACCCAAGGUCCAGUUGAAAAUUGGCCCCGGCAGGCCGGCCGCGGUACUCGGCGCGGGCCGAGAAGAACAGGGCCGGCUGACGGCGAAGAACAACACAAAGCUACGUGCCGGAGGGGAGGAGGAGGAGGAGGAGAGGGCGAUUCCGGAAUUGUGCAUAAAUGCAGUGCGGGUGAAGGAGAGAGGAAGGCACAACGAGGGGAAGAGUGUAGUGGAGCGUGGUAGACUGAAGGUGGCGGUGGUGCCGCCAAAAGUGCGGCUCCCGGUGCAGCCGGACUGGGAGAUGACUGCCGUCGUCGAGACGGAAACGGCCCCGUCCGGGCACGACGACCCUCCGCGGUCGGCGUUGCCUGUCGUUGGCGAUGAGGGGGGCGGCGGGCAGCCGUGCAGCAUGGAGGUGGACUUUCCGGCACCGUCUUUCGCCAGCGGCGGAACUGCAGGCGGCCUGCUGGAGGAGUCCAACAACGAUGGCGUUCUGCAGUGCAUCCUGCAGUGCACGCAACAGCACCCGUCCGCGCACACGCUGCUGCUGCUGACCGACGACGUGAACCUGUGCUCGAAGGCGCUGGUGAGCGGCCUCAACGCGUGCACGGUGCGCAACCUCGCAGCGGAACUCGGCCGGAUAGCCGACGAGGAGGCCGGCGCUCCCGCCCUGCCGCGGCGCGUCGCCCCGUCCAGCCCUGAAUGCCAGCUGGCCGCUGUGAUGAACCAUUCCAUUGCACGAGCGGGGGACCGUACCCCUGUCAGCACGAGAGGUCAGGGUCCCAUCGGGCGCGGGCAGAAAGAUGCCGGCUCUCAGCUGACUCAGCGCAUUCACCGGUUGCUGCACACGGACUUUAAGGAUGCCCUCGCUGCCAUCGUGGAGGAAGAGAUGAAGCUGGCCUACGAUGACAAAUGGCUGGACGUUGUGUGUAUGCCCCCUCCGUACACGCUGGCGCACGCCCUGCAUUGCCUGAACAAGCACUGGACCGCCGUGUUCGGCUCGGUGGUGCGCCGCGGCCUGCAGCAGACCGUGAUGGCGCUGCAGAAGCAGCAGCACCGGCGCGUGUGGGGCAGGACAGGUGCCGCCGACGCACGCGGGGCCCCGGCGUGCCUGGACCGUGCCCUGGAGGUCCUGCGGGAGUUCGGGAAGCGCUCCGCGUACGGCGGCUCCGUCCCCCGGGCCUACGCGGCGCUGAUGCCCCUCAAGCGCCUCGGCAAUCAGGAGGUGGCGGUCGGAGGCGACGAGGUGGCGGCGGUCGGAGGCGACGAGGUGGCGGCUGACGACGAAGCCGCGGCGGAGGAGGAGGCCACGAGCACUCGGAGCGCGCCGAGGGCGGCCGAGGGGCCGGCGGUCGCGGACGCAGGCGCUCCCGGCGCGGACGCCGGCCCCGCUAUCAGAGACCCCUGGGAGGUCUUGGAGGAUGUGUGGAGGGCGGUGGACCAGUCCAGGGACCUGAUCUGCGGGCACGCGGGGCGGCUGAACGGCAGCGCCGGAGUCUCGUCAGUGGCUCAGCCGGAGUGGGCCUUCCUGCAGGAGCUGGUGCCGGCCGUGCGCAACCUCGCCUCCUCCGUCGGCGCGGUCCUGGAAUCGAACUGCAGUGAACACAGCAUCACUCAGCUCUGCAUUGUACUGCAGGGCUUCGUGAACUGCCAAGUGCUGAGGCUUCGACAGUGCACGUUGACCCCACAGAGCCUCUUCCAGUGUCUCUUUGGUCCACAGCAGAGGGAGAAGCUGGAGAUUGGAUGUGCCCAGCUGGUGGAGGCGGCGGCGGCGCUGGAGGGAGCGCGUCUGUCGCUGAUGCCACACGCACAGCUCUCCGGCUGGUCCUGAGCGCGAGUUGGGGGGGUCGUCUCUCCCCCUGCCCCCCCCCCCCGUCCCCCCCGCCCCUCCUUAACCCCCCCCCAUGCUUUGUCAAUUGAAUCGGGGGGCCCCAACCGAUGACAAUUUACACGCCCCAUUUAAUAAAACUACCGUGGUAUUUUUUUUUCUUCCAGAUAAUAAAACGCCCUCCGGAAAGUAAAGCAGCAACCCCCAAAACUUUCAGCGAUGUCAAUAAAAGUGGUACAACAUCAGCUCUCUCCCGCACGCAUAUAAUACACAACAAUAGGGACAAUUUUUAUUUAAAUCUUUCGUGACUGCAGUGAUUCAUAUUCUUGGUUCUUUCGGUAAAGUCACGUUGAAGGGAAACAAUAAAAUAAUAAAAUAUAUAUAACAAUAUAUUUUAUUGUUUCCCUUCAACGUGACUUUACCGAAAGAACCAAGAAUAUGAAUAGGGACAAUGUCCCCACUCUGGCUUUAGAACACAGCGGAUAAAGCGUGCGUCUGUUCGCAGCCUUGCUGGCUGCAGUUUACUCUUGAGUUGUUGCUGCAAUCGUUGGUUUUUAGAAUUAAAACAUUUUACUGAGCCGAUUUGAAUGUUGCGAACGUGUUUAGUUUAGUUCUGGGGCAGUCUACAAAUACAGUCCCGCAUUGGCAGGUCACUAUUGAAAAACUACGAAUACUUGGUGAAUAUAAUGAAUCAAACAUAACCCCUAUGAUGUUCUGGUCAGCUUUGAUGUAAUUUUCUGUUCAAUUGCCCAAUUCACUCGAUGACCCGUAUAGUACCAUUGGAAACCUCAUUUGCCAGUAACAAAAUAUGAUAAUUGGUUUUUUACCCUUUAUCUGGCAACAAAACUGACACCUUUUUUACAAGGAGUCAUGUUUACAUUGAC